UGGCUUUAUUUCUGUAAACAAGGUGUUUACUAGUAAACAACAAUCUCACCACUCCGCACGUACAACCCUCUACGCCGUACACUGUAGAGUCUGAAAGAUGAAGAGGUCUAACAAGGGGACACAGAUGUCCAGUACGACGCUUCGGGACGGCCAAUCAGAGAGCCGCUACUAUAAGACAGAGUUGAAAUCAGAGGAAAUCUACCGUCUAAACAUGGACAUGAUUGGGCUCAGGGCGAGGUGCCGGGACUUGGAGACCAGACUGGAGGAUUUGGCCUUCGUGUUGCAGCGGUACCGUGACCAGCGGGAUUCCCUACAGCGCACCUCGGAGGUGUAUCGCGUCAGCCGCGACGGAGACCGAGCCGAACUACGGUGCAUUCGCUGGGAAAACUUCGACCUCAAGCGUGAAAACGAUGCUCUGAAGAGCAUCAUAUCAAAUAUGAGGCAAAAGCAGUACUACUUUGGUAAUGCUCUACACGGAGGUCCCAGUCACCUGGAGAUGUUGUACUGCCCCCCUUCCACUCUCCUACCGUACCACAGCAAGUACGAGCGCCCCCUAUCGGCCUCAGCUGGAGAAGACUCGAUGAUCAUUUCAUGAAGGAGUCACAAAACACAAAAAACUGGACUGUAGAUAUUAUAGUUACAUUUAAUAGCAAUUCUUUAUUCUGCCCAACUUGAACAGAGAUUCGACAAUGAAAAUUACAACUUUUCUGAGAUGAUCCCAAACUUAACGGGGCACAUCCCUCAAGUUCUUGAUAUCUGUACUCGUUGAGAAUAUUUAAUAAAUUACCAUCAAACUUUAUGAAACAGGCUAUUCCUAUAUUAGUUCAUCUGGACAUUUUAAGAUAAACAGCAUAUUGAACUAUA
Molecule: messenger RNA, 864 nt
Organism: Branchiostoma floridae (Florida lancelet)
Lineage: Eukaryota; Metazoa; Chordata; Leptocardii; Amphioxiformes; Branchiostomatidae
Exons: 4
Coding region: 98-595 (165 amino acids)
Source: RefSeq, a predicted model, not a curated record